Dermacentor andersoni is the source of this 2147-nucleotide messenger RNA. RefSeq names its product sodium-dependent multivitamin transporter-like. Gene Ontology annotation, biological process: transmembrane transport; sodium ion transport. Gene Ontology annotation, cellular component: membrane. Gene Ontology annotation, molecular function: symporter activity. NCBI's taxonomy places the organism in Eukaryota, Metazoa, Arthropoda, Arachnida, Ixodida, Ixodidae. The record is from RefSeq and is a predicted model, not a curated record.
CUGUGGCGGUUGCGACGCGCAUUGCGACAGGGCGCCGCAUUUUUUUUCGCGUCCGCCCGUGCGUAGAGAGCUGCUCCGGCGUCAGGGACGACGGGACCCCGCAGCAGCAUGGCAGCGCCGCACGUGCUCGACUACGUGCUCUACGCGCUCCUGAUGGCGCUGGGCGUGGCGCAGGGCCUGUACGUCUCGUGCCGCAAGCGCCGCGGCCACGACGUGAGCCGCGAGGCGUUCCUGGGCGACCGCAGCCUGGGCGUGCUGCCGCUGGCCGUGUCGGUGCUCGUCUCGACCGCCUCGCCGCUGGGCCUGGUGGCCCUGACGGCGCACUUCUACGCCUACGGCCUGCACCUCGUCUGGAACGUGCUGAUCACCGUGUCGGCGGUGCCGCUGGUCGUGUACUGCGUCGUGCCCGUCUUCUACAGGCUCGGCGUCACCUCCAUUUUCGAGUACAUUCGUAUGAGAUACAACGCUUUUAUUUCGUUGACGGCGUGUGUUAUCUACCUCAUUCUAACGCAAAGCGUCGGCGCCGCCCUCAUCUUCUCAGCCGCACUCACAACGCACACGAUAUUCGGCAUACCGGUCACGACAGCCAGCAUCAUGUUCGGCCUAAUGGGCACCUACUACGCUGCCGUUGCGGGACUCCGGGGUGUCGUGUGGACGGACUGCUUGCAGGCGCUGAUCACCCUGCUGGCGCCGCUGGUGGUCAUCGGCAAAGUGGUGUACGACUCGACCGUCGGUACGCUGACCUUGCGUCCCUUGGACGACAUCGAGGUCGAUAAAUACAUACUCGACGUCAGUAUGGACCUGACCAAGGAGGAAAACGUGUGGUCCUGCCUAGUGGGAGGCUUGGCAUCUUUCCUCUACCGGCUGGGAUUUGACCAAAUGGUUUUGCAGAGGUACCUCGCAUCGAGGAAUCUGAGUGCUGCCCAGAGGACUGCCAUAGUCGGAGUGUGCUUUUCUGGGUUGUACUACCUUGUGCUAAUGGCAGGAGCGGCUGCCCUGAUAUAUCGAUUUAGAGACUGCGAUCCGAUGCUGUCGAAAUCGACUUCGACCCUGGACCAGGUCCUCCCAUUCUACGUAAAGAAAGAGCUGGCGCCUGUGCUGGGCUUUUCAGGCAUCUUUCUCGCCGGGGUCGUGAGCUCCUCGACAAGUGCUGUUUCCUCCAUCAUCAACUCACAAGCUGCCGUUUUGUACGUGGACGUGGUUGCUCAGUACUUCCCUGUAAAUGAAACGUGGGCUUCCAGGAUUACGAAAGCACUUGCCUUUGCAUCAGGCAUAGUUAUGACUGCUUACAGCCUGGCGGUUCCUUUCAUUGGCUCUACGAUGCGAAUCUUCAUAUUGAUCAACAGUGCCGUGACCGGCCCCUUCGUCGGCCUCCUUGUGCUCGCCAUUCUAUUCCCUUUCGCCAACUCCAAGGUCGGAAGACGUUUUCAUGCUCUACCGUCUUUCAUCCUUUUGGAGCAGUUUCUUCAGCGUCAUCGUGACCAUCGCUGUAGGAGUCGUUAUCAGCCUCCUCACAGGUGGACAGAAAACUGCCGCUAUGCACGAGCACUUGGUCGACAACACAAUCCGUACUGCGUGGAGAAAAACAACACGCCGCCGUGGCAGCCAGAGCAACGAGCCGACACCCAGUGCGCCGGAGUCCACGGACAGAAGAUCUUCCAGUCCAGAAGAUCUUUCCAAGUUGGCUAUCGACAGGGAAGAACUCGAGCGAUUAACGAAAGAAACGCAAGUGUGAACAAGCUCACACUACUUUAUUGUGAUCGACACACACGUCAUAAUAAAUUUGAACGCGCCUUGGUACCAGGCCCGUUACAUGUACCUCUCCUUCCGCAGUGCUGUUCAUUUUUUGUCAGAGGUCGUUCCCUUUGCGCGAGAGGAUUCCGGGGGAUGUUAAGUGGCCUUCAUCGUAUUUUACAUUACUCAGUCGUGGGUUUUCUCCAAUGACCCCAGUUUUUCAAUUAGGUCUUGUUAUUUGUAUCCUAAAUCUGUUGUCCUCAUUAUCAAUGGCUUAUUAUUGGUUUACCAAAUGUACUAGGUAUAUGUGCUUGUGUAUAUUCCGGGUGGCCAUUUUUAAGCUUCUCAGGAUUUUUAAAGAUCGCCUGCGAUAGAUAGCUUAAUUAUUGUAUAGAAGAGGCUAGUGAUGUCCG